AUGACAUCAUCAAUUUUCAGAUCAGGAUUGGUACGAUUGUUCUUCUCAGAGUCAUCUCGUGAUGCUAUUCAUACACUCAAUCUAGCCAAACUCACUGCUGCUCAGAGUAAAGUCAAGGAGAGACUGUACAUUCAAUUCGUACAACAACAAAAUCAGCAACAACAUAAUCAGUCACAACCAAUAACAAAUGUAUUGGAUAACAAUAACCCAUUCACAAAGCUUCCCAACAUUAUCAAUGUUCAAAGUAACAAUGGAGACUGCUCGCCACUGGUCAACCAACAUCUACCACGUCUGAAGCAAUUGGAGUCACUCAUCGACACAUAUUACAAGAUAAUGUAUAGACUGAACAGUGAAUUGGAUGUUACAAUCGUUCCCCACAUGGCCACUCCAUCAUCUCAACACAUUGCUCACAUUCACGCCACUCAACCAGUGCUGCCGCCACUGGAGCAUCAAGUGGACGCACUGUUUGUCGACGAAGCCGACCGUGCACACCUGUCUGGCCACACCAACCUCGUGGUCUUUGAUGACAAUGUAGCAUACCCUACUGAUCAGUAUAAGCAAUCAGUCUUUGACAAGCAUGACGGCAGCAAUACCCAUGCCUUUGCGCCAUUGUUCAAGGGUGUCGUGUUGGGUGGCACGUUCGAUCACAUGCAUCCAGGUCACAAGAUACUGUUGACCAUGUCUGCACUGCUGUGCAGUGAGUACAUGGAGAUUGGAGUGACAGACAACAGUAUACUCAAGUCCAAGAAGUACUCUGAGCUGAUUGCUCCCUUUGACCAACGUACCAACAAGACUUAUGAGUUCAUCAAACAUGUCAAUCCUUAUGUUGAGUACAAUAUGUUGAGACUGUUGGAACCUUAUGCCAACACUAUGACUAGUUCAAGAUUGGAGGUGAUUGUUAUCUCGCCAGAGACACUCAAGACAGCAUUGUUCAUCAAUGAGAAGAGGAAAGAGAGCAAUCUGAAGCCUUUGGAGAUAUAUGCCAUCACUUACUUUGAUGGAGUGGAGCAGGGUGGCGACUUCAAGCUCAGCUCCACCUACUUGCGAGAGUUGGAAUUCAAGAAACUACAAGCCCAAGGCCAGGCCCAGUAA
This is a messenger RNA of Acytostelium subglobosum LB1, 1092 nucleotides long. RefSeq lists its product as hypothetical. Lineage: Eukaryota; Evosea; Eumycetozoa; Acytosteliales; Acytosteliaceae. The record is from RefSeq and is a predicted model, not a curated record. Gene Ontology annotation, molecular function: dephospho-CoA kinase activity. Bases 1 to 1092 code for a protein of 363 amino acids. Gene Ontology annotation, biological process: coenzyme A biosynthetic process. The transcript has 2 exons.